Messenger RNA from Aureobasidium pullulans EXF-150, 3150 nucleotides. RefSeq lists its product as uncharacterized. Gene Ontology annotation, biological process: DNA-templated transcription; regulation of DNA-templated transcription. The transcript has a single exon. The record is from RefSeq and is a predicted model, not a curated record. Bases 201 to 2780 code for a protein of 859 amino acids. NCBI's taxonomy places the organism in Eukaryota, Fungi, Ascomycota, Dothideomycetes, Dothideales, Saccotheciaceae. Gene Ontology annotation, cellular component: nucleus. Gene Ontology annotation, molecular function: DNA binding; DNA-binding transcription factor activity, RNA polymerase II-specific; zinc ion binding.
UCAUUCAACCAAUAGUAGCAGUGCACCGGCAUGAGCUUGAUGCAUACGAUUUACUUGCUGCCUAACUGCCUCGCCGUAUCCCAGUCGCCAGAUCCAGGCGCUUUGUUUCGAGACUGAAGACGCUUUAUUCUUUGUCAAGGUAAAAGCAUCGUGUCGCCGCGUCAGCAAAUCUUCAGGACUUCAGCGACAAGGCAGCAACAAUGCCGUCACCAGACGAAGCCGUGUCGGACGGCUACUUCAACGACCUUACACAACAACUCCCCGACCAGCCCAAUCAAUCGCAACAGCCCAAAUCCAAGCGUGUAGCAUGUGUGCUGUGUCGCAAACGCAAGCUCCGAUGCGACGGCGCCAAACCAUCUUGCGCGACAUGCACACGCCUCUCCCACAAUUGCGCCUACGAUGAGGUGCGCAAGAAGAGCGGUCCCAAGAGGGGCUAUGUCAAAGAGCUGGAGGCCAGAUUGGCCCAAGUGGAAACACUCCUCAACACACACAGCGGUCUUGAGAUGCCGCAGAAUGCCGUCGACCUCCCUGUCGGCGAAGAUCUGCCAGACUUUGGUGGCAUCGAUCCCGACCAAGGACGUCUGAUGCAGGAGAUGCGUGUCGGCCAAUCUCCUCUUGAACGUACCAACACCAUGCCUGCUUCACGUGUGCCUUCCAUGUCGGAAACACACGACAUGGAGCCUGCCUUCUGGAAGGGCAACAUCGACACGCCGACAUGGGCUCCCAACUUCUCGCUACUUGCUACAGGCAUGGACGAACCUCUGCCACCUCCGGAAGUCUGCGCCGAAUUGACCAACCUUUACUUCGAACGCGCUCAUCCCUCAGCUCCACUCUUGCAUCGUCCCCGCUUCCUCAUGGCUAUGCAGAACACAUCACCUGCUUUACGUCCUCGCCUGUCUCUCCAAUACGCUGUAUGGACUCUGGGUGCGAGCUCUCAUCCCAAAUAUGAGGACAUGGUCGACACUCUAUACCGCCGAGCCCGUCAUUAUCUCGAGCGCGAUGAGAUGACUGGCGUCGGCGAGAAGAUGAUCAACCUGGCAACUGUCCAAGCCUGGCAAUGCAUCUCAGCUUACGAGUUCAAGAUGAUGUACUUUCCCCGAGCCUGGCUGAGUACUGGCAGAACCAGUCGCCUUGCCCUCAUGAUGGGUCUUCAUCGUGUCGAUGGUCCUAACAUUGACGUCAAACAAUGCCUACCUCCUCCCAAAGACUGGAUUGAGAAGGAAGAGCGCAGACGUCUGUUCUGGUUGACCUUUGCUGCCGAUCGAUAUGCUAGUAUUGGCACUGGAUGGCCCAUGACGAUAGAUGAAACCGACAUCUUUACCGAUCUACCAUCGUCCGAAGAUGCCUAUGACUCUGGUACGCCAGAGCCUUCCAUCUCUCUACAUGAAGCUUUGACGCCUGGGGGAGCUGAGACUCUAUCUUCCAUGGGCUCGGUUGGUGUCAUUGCUGCUCUUUUCGGCCGCAACUUGUUGCAUCUUCAUCGACAAGCACCCGAUCAAAACGAUGGCGAUAUCAACGGCAUCUUCUGGAAGCGGCAUCGUCAGAUGGACGGUACAAUUCUCUCAUUAUUGCUUGGUCUCCCCGAAUCAUUGCGACUGCCACUUGCCGCCUCUGAUCCGAAGGUCGUCUUCAUGAACAUGUGUGUUCAUACUUCGGUUAUCUGUCUACACCAAGCCGCUAUCUUCAAAGUAGAAAAGCAUCAACUACCAGCUAAACUCGCCACCGAAUCCAAAAUGCGCUGCUUGACUGCAGCUGCCGAAAUCUCCAGCUUGAUGAAGAUGACCAGUCACCUCGAUAUGGCUCAAGCCAACCCAUUCAUGGCCUUCUCACUUUACGUCGCCGCUCGAGUUUUUGUACAAUAUCUGAAGUCCCGACCUCGUGACGAUACCGCUAGAGGAUCAUUGCACUUCCUGUUGUCUGCUCUACAAGCCAUGAAGAAGACAAACCCUCUCGCCGAAUCAUUCAUAGCACAACUUGAUGUUGACCUCGAAGUAGCUGGUCUCGAAGAACUACGCAGUUUACGCGUCCGUGCCGCUCGUAAAGCCCAAGCUCAAGCUCAGGAAACCAUGCAAUGCCCCUACGCCGAGCUAAACAAAGACACCACCAACGGACGCAUACCCACCUUCGGCGACGGCGGUCUAGCCGCACACUCGGCUCCGAAACGCCAAUCUCAAGGCAACCACCCAUCCGGCGGCAACUUCCCACCCGAAGUCGCAGAGGCAAUGUCCCAGCAUACAGGAAACUUCAAGGGAAUCUUCCCUGUUCGGAUGAACAUUUCCUCCGAUAGUUCUACCGCAAACACGUCACCUCAAACACUUGGAUCUAGCAGUGAGGCAGAUAUUAUGGAUUUAUCUGCAAACAACAGUGGGGUUUCGCCUUCCGACUCGUCAUCGUCUUCUAUUCCUGCAAAUCACUCUGCACUCAUCUUCAGACAAUCUUCAAAUAAUUGGCAAGGGUCUGUGCAACAGCAAUCUCCAUCGAUGGGUUACACGCAUAUCCCUCAACAACAGCAACAGCAACAAACUAUGCAAGAUACACCCAUGUCUACAUUACUCCCUCACAUGUCCGACUUUUCGACCACGGAGUUCAUGAACUUCAGCAAGACGUCAACGAGUACGGUGUUAGAGCUAGGAGCUGUAGAUGAAGGCCAACUCUUCCAACUCAGUGAUGCAGAAUGGGGGCAAGUGAUGGGCGAAUUCGGAGAUGAGUUGAAUGGAAUGAACAAUGGAGAAUUACAAUGGGAAGGCGGGGUGAGGAACGCUUUUGGAAAUGUCCAAUAGACGUGUGUGUGCGUGCGUGUGCGCAAAGGGGGCGAGGAUCAUUGACGACGAAGGAAAGACAUUGAGGGCUCAGAUCAAGGGUGGAGAGUGUUGCGCAACAAGGAAAUCGGUGGCUUUUUUUGGGUAUACCAUGGAAAUUUGUAUUCUAGGGAAGGGCAAGGUGGGAUGGUGUUGGGUUCAGGAGAAAUACACACACAACUCUACUGCUAGGUUAAAUCACGAAUGUAACGAAUAUAUAUUUCUCAUCUCAGAUCAUGCUUGCCACUCGAUUCGAGCACCCGUCUCCUGAGAUGGUGAAGAACAGCGGUUCUCCAUGCUCGAAAACAUAUUCUCGACGCAACGUUAUGCAUUGCUGAAGCGUCGAGUGACU